Messenger RNA from Guillardia theta CCMP2712, 948 nucleotides. RefSeq lists its product as hypothetical. Gene Ontology annotation, molecular function: phosphoric diester hydrolase activity. Lineage: Eukaryota; Cryptophyceae; Pyrenomonadales; Geminigeraceae. The record is from RefSeq and is a predicted model, not a curated record. The coding region runs from base 1 to 948 and encodes 315 amino acids. The transcript has a single exon. Gene Ontology annotation, biological process: lipid metabolic process.
AUGAUGUCACCAGCACUCCUCUUCGCUUCUGUUCUCGUUCCAGCGCUGGCAGCGUACGUCUGUUUGCUGCUCCUCUGGUCUCAAUCUCCCGCAUCUCCCUGCCAUGGCCUCGAACCUCCUGUCAUCAUAUCGCACCGAGGGUACAAGCGCGGCAUGUUUUCGAGCUCGAGGCAAUCUAUCGAAGCGCUGCAGCAGCAAGGCGUCUGUCGGUUUGACCUCGAUGUGAGCAGGGCUAGCGAGGGAGAGCUCUACAUAGGCCACCCGACAGAGAUGAAGAAAAUCCUUGCAGUCUCUGAACUCGAGCUGCAGGACUUGACUAUGGCUCAGAUUCAGCGAGCAAGCAACGGGUCCGUUGUUCCUCUCUCAGAGGCUGUCAAGCUCGUGCUCGGCUCCCCGUGCCCUGCCUCAGUGGACAUGAUCAGGCUUCCUCUCCGCCUCUUGCUGGAGCCUAAGGGCAACGCAGUUACCCAGGACGCAUUGCACAAGCUGGUGGCUGUGCUCGCAGAGAUCUCGCCCCCUCCUGCCCCUGGCUCUGUCGGCAUCUGGUUGCAAGACAGCAAGCUUGCCAAAGAGACGAGUGACGAUUUGCGGCAGAAAGGUUUGAAGGGAGUUCUGUUUCUGUACUCCCUCAAGAACCAGUCACCCCCCAACUCCUCCUCCCCGCCCACGUCGUCAUCGAUCCGACAAGAUUUCCCAUGGGAUGGUGUCGGGCCUGCGUCUUCGCUUCUCAACCCUGCGAUGGCCGAGGAGGCGAGCAAGACAGGACAGAUGAUCGUCAGCUGGACAGUGGACGAGGUGGAGGAGGCAUGCAGAUGCCUGCGGAGCAACGCGAGUGCGAUAGUGAGCAACGAGCCCAAUGCCAUCAUGAGCCAGUGGUGCAAGAUGAGCGCGUCCUCGCCCGUGUGCCAAGAGCAUGAAAGGCUCAAAGGGGAGGAACAGAGAGGGUAA